UUUUGUUGACAUUUCUCUCCGAACCGAAUUCCGAAGGGCUUCGCCUAUUUGAAAAAAUCCAUAAUUUAAUUUUAAAUUUAAUUAACAAUCCAUCAGCGGGUCCAAACUUUAUUUAAAUCCAAUCUCAAUGGCUACUCUAGAAGAUAAAUUAUUGGGUGAGAAGCUGGAAUACUACUGCAGUAGCAGUGAAGGUGAAGAUAACGAUGACGACGAUAGUGGUGAUAAACCAUCCAAAGGUGGAGCUCCCAGCUCGCUAUCAUUAGAUCAAGCACCGCCUGCACUCUCGCAAAAUAUGACCCAUCGUGCAGCUACAAACACUGGCCCAAAGGGUGUAGUUCAAGAUUGGCAAAUCUACAAGCAAUUGGAAGCUCAGAAGCGAGAAGAAAACGAGAAGCAACGAUUGGAGUUGAUGAAGAAACUAAGCCUUUCCGCAGCUACCUCAGCCGAAGAUGAAGCUCGUAAGCGAGAGGAAGAACUGGAAGCUGAAAUGGCCGAGCUUAUGAGUGAGGAUUUCCUUCAACAAUUCCAAAAGAAACGAAUGGCCGAAAUGAUGCAGCAAUGUGGUCACUUGCAGAAAUUCGGAAAAGUGCUCCAUCUAACAUCCCAUGAAGAGUUCCUCAAUGCCGUCGAGAAGGAAAAUAAACACAUUACAAUUAUAAUCCACAUCUACGAUCGUACUCUACCUGCUUGUGCCACACUCAACAAAUGCCUUGACACUCUGGCUGCCGACUAUCAGGUGAUUAAGUUUGCAAAGAUUUGCAGCUCGGUUGCCGGCAUGAGUCGUGACUUUAGGGCAAAAGGACUCCCGGCUCUCCUGGUUUACAAAGCAAAUAGUCUAAUUGGAAAUUUUGUGCGCGUCACAGACGAUUUGAGUGAUGACUUUUUCCCGUCCGAUUUAGAGAGCUUCCUAAUUGAAAACGGUAUGAUUGUCGAUAGGAAUCUUUACAAUUGAUUCACAGCUUCUCAAAUAAAGGAAAAACAACUCCGUUUGGACUACUGACAAAGGCGUCAAAUCAAAUUCUCGAUUUACUUACUUAUAUAUUUUAUUUUUAUUUUUUGUUCUAGGUAUUAAGGUUGUAGUAUUAAAAAUAAUACAUAUAUAUAUAGAAAAGGCUACAUGUAUCGUGUGUAGCUGCAUUUUCAUUUUUCAAGAAAAUAUACAAUUUACUAAUAUACACAAAAUUAAAAGCAUGAACAGGACAUGCUUAUGCGUAUUAUCGUCAUAAUUUAUUAUACACGAACUAAAAUUCAAAUAAAGGAAUAAAAUUGCUCAAAGGCAAUAACCGAU
This is a messenger RNA of Eupeodes corollae, 1288 nucleotides long. RefSeq names its product phosducin-like protein. The coding region runs from base 128 to 952 and encodes 274 amino acids. The record is from RefSeq and is a predicted model, not a curated record. The transcript has a single exon. Gene Ontology annotation, biological process: regulation of G protein-coupled receptor signaling pathway. NCBI's taxonomy places the organism in Eukaryota, Metazoa, Arthropoda, Insecta, Diptera, Syrphidae.